AUGGAAUUUGCUAAGGCUCACAACUCCGCAAUUUUUCUCGAAGACCCUCCUGCAGCUCACAAUGACUUCAAAUUCAUUAUGGAUGGUUUGAAGAAAUCUUGCUUGGUCCAUGCUCUAACUACAUGCCCUGCUAUCUACCAGAGUCUGAUUAAGGAUUUCUGGAGGAGUGCUGUUGUGAAGAAGAAUGAUCAGGGUGAAAAGUUUGUUGAAGCAAAUAUAGAAGACAAGAAAACUCAAGUAACGGAGAGCAUCAUUAGAGAAUCUCUCCAAAUAGAACUGCAUUUCCGUAGAAGAUUAGGAGCAAACGAGAUUUCCCUAGCCAACACUGGUGCCAUUGCAGCAUUGGCUGUAGGAUUUGAGUUCAAUUUCUCAAAAUUCAUAAUGAAUGAGAUGAUUCUAAACCUUGAAGGGAGCAAAAGGGAAAAAUUCUUGAUGUAUCCGAGAUUUUUGAAAAUCAUCUUUAAUGUGACUCACCCCGAGCUGCAGAAAGGAAAUGAUACCUUGGAUUUCAAAUCCAUUGGUCCAAGUACUUUUGGACUAAUGAAACAAAAGAGAGGCGGGAAAUUUGUAUUUGAAGGAAAAUUUCCAUUGAUAAAAUUUGGAAUUUUUAAAGAGAAUGAUAGAGAAGAAUCAGAAGAGCAAUCCAUUCUGAUGGAAAAUGAAGAUUUUUUUCAUUCUCACUCCGAACCAGAAGUGGAGGAGAUUCAUGAUUCUCCCAUAACUUGUGUGGCUGAUGAGCAUGAUCCUCAGAAAGAAAAUGAAUCAAAAUCUACUCAAGAAGAUGAUGACGACGAUGUUUAUGAUGAUGUAGAGUUUUUAAAAGAAAUUGACAUUAGGGGGAUCAAUGACGACAUUCCAACAAACAUAGAGUUUGAUUUUGGCAAUGAAAAUUUUGAUCCUUUUCUUGAAAUUCCCAGCAGUUGUGUUAACAAAGUCAAUGAAGUUUCUUCUUUAGCAACCAAGAAUAGAGAUGAAGGAAAUGUUCUCAAGAUUCUACUCUCUACGUUAAAGCUAUUUAGGUCGCACCAAGCCAAGGAGAUGUGA
Molecule: messenger RNA, 1044 nt
Organism: Lactuca saligna
Lineage: Eukaryota; Viridiplantae; Streptophyta; Magnoliopsida; Asterales; Asteraceae
Source: the annotation of a GenBank genome assembly